Messenger RNA from Salmo salar (Atlantic salmon), 2037 nucleotides. RefSeq names its product zinc-alpha-2-glycoprotein. Gene Ontology annotation, biological process: immune response. Gene Ontology annotation, cellular component: external side of plasma membrane. Lineage: Eukaryota; Metazoa; Chordata; Actinopteri; Salmoniformes; Salmonidae. The record is from RefSeq and is a predicted model, not a curated record.
GAGGGGCAAUCAUAAUUGCAGUGAAGCUCCUAAUCGCGAGGACGAUGAAUUAGUUCAAUGCCAGAAUCUACCAUCUGUAGCCCACAAAAUGACGAACCCUAUCCGAUAUGCAUUUAUUGGACUGCUUCUUUGUUCGUUUAUUUCGCAAAGUGAUGUAGGACCUACAGUCCAACAUGUACUUGAGUACAUGUACACACGCUUCAAUUCCUCCCACUAUGAAGUUGCUGGGUUGUUGGAUGGAGAACUGGUGGACUUCUACAGCAGUGCCCUCAAGUCCCCUGUACCUAAAAAAAGCUGGAAUGAAGAAAAUACAAGCUUUGGAUAUAAUGACUGGCAAAAAAGUCUUUCAGCUCGACAGGACGUUAAUACCUAUUUUUUAUCCAGUGCUGUAGACCUGAAGAGGCACUUUGUAAAACAUCCCUUAGGUGGUGAUAUUGUGCAGAUGAAACUUGGUUGUGCUGUGGAUAUAACCAUCACUGAAAGCAAAAAAACGGAGAAAGAAGUUGGCUUUGCUGAGUUUGCCUAUGAUGGGAACACAGUGCUGCGCCUCAGUGAUAACUCAAGUAUGUGGAUUCCAAAAGAUGAAUAUGCUCAGGAUAUUCACGAUAUUGUACACAAAUGGAACACUCAAAGCAUGAAAGACCACUUGACCAACUUUGUGAAUGUGGACUGUCCAGUGGCACUUGAUCGUUUCCGAUUAUUAGAGCGCACAAACUCAUCUGCUCCAAAGGUCUACACUGUCCCUAGUGGCUCUUUAAAACCUGGGUUGAUCAACCUGACUUGUUUAAUUACCGGAUCCUAUCCGAAGUCGUCACCCAUUGAGAUGAACCUGUUUAGGGACAACAUCCUCCUCACAGAGAUGGAGGGUGUCCAUUCAUCAGGAGUCAGACCUAACGAAGACCACACCUACCAGCUGAGGAAGACGGUGAGGCUGGACACCUCCGAGUCUGUCGUUUAUCGAUGUGAUGUCAAUCAUAAAAGCUUCCCUAAACCGCGGAAUUACACUUGGGAGGUGAAAAAACAAGAGGAGGGAUCAAAUCUUCUACCUUAUAUUGGAGGUGUAGUCAUAUUUGUAUGCCUACUGGCUGGUGUACUGUUUUUCAAAAACAGAUGGAGAUUUGAGCCUAAUAGAUAUUUGGCUGCUCCUAAUCCUGAAGAGAAUGCUGCCCUGGGAGCUCAAGAUGGAGGGAGUUUGAUUGAUCAAGGAGGUGAUGCCACUUCUGUCGAUCUGUCCUCUGAGAGAGAAGUUCUUACAAAUGCCCCCGAUGCUGAAGAUGAAAACGAUGAAGCCUAUGGAAGUCGUGGAAGCUCUGAUUCAGACCUGUCACAGAUUCAAAGAACCUAAUUGGAAUUCAACACAGACCCAGCUGACGACUAGUACAGGGUCUUAAGUAGGUACUUUGAAACACUCUUAUCCGAUUGUCAAUUUCCAAGCGUUUUACGUGCCAACUGAAGAUAACCCAGAGCUUAUGAUUAUGCAUUACCUCUGCCUGGGAUCAAGUUACCAGAGGUAACUGACUACAAGAGGAGCCGCUCAACGCUAACAUGGACUGACACAAUACAGUAAAGAAUACUGAGGAAAUGAAGGGCUUGUUAGAGACAUUUCCAUGUGUCCUGAUCGUUGUCUGGCUGUUAUCACAGAGCUCAUUACUAAGAUGGUGAGAGAUAUGUUAUGGUGAUAGAUAUUUUACUAUGUAUUUGUAAUGUUUCUGUAAAGCAGGCUAGUUACGUCCCGUGUAGCUCAGUUGGUAGAGCAUGGCACUUGCAACGCCAGUGUUGUGGGUUCUAUUCCCACGGGGGACCAUUACAAACAAAAUAUGAAAAUGUAUGCACUCAUUUCUGUCAGCCACUCUUGUCUUAAAAAUGUAAAUGUACUCGGAAUUACACGUCAUGCUGUAAUUGUCCUAAACUUCUUAGACUUGCGGACAGCUCAGGGACCAAGUAUCAAAAAUAUAAGUUACAAUUUUCUACUUUUUCAUGUACUGUAUAUAUUUUCUAUGAUCAAUUUAAAUAAAUUCUGUAUAGCUUUAAACUCCC